This is a messenger RNA of Labrus mixtus (cuckoo wrasse), 825 nucleotides long. RefSeq names its product chitinase-like protein 4. The coding region runs from base 511 to 825 and encodes 104 amino acids. The transcript is spliced from 5 exons. Gene Ontology annotation, molecular function: chitin binding; chitinase activity. NCBI's taxonomy places the organism in Eukaryota, Metazoa, Chordata, Actinopteri, Labriformes, Labridae. Gene Ontology annotation, cellular component: extracellular region. The record is from RefSeq and is a predicted model, not a curated record. Gene Ontology annotation, biological process: carbohydrate metabolic process; chitin catabolic process.
GCUUAACAAUUUGACAAUAACACUUUGGACAAUGCAAUAUUGCACUAAUUAUCCCUGUCCUUCUUGUUUUUGCCACACCUUGUAAGCUGUCUAACUGUAUUAAAACUCCACAGCCAACAGUCAACAGUCAGUCACAGUUGAAGAACAGUACAUGAUUAUUUCAACAUUAUUUCUGUGAGUAUUCCUUUAACUUUGAAUUUAUUAAACCGAACUUUCUUGUUUUAAAUUUGUUUCAAGAUUAAUUGCAACAACUGCAUUGUCACUCCAACUAGCUCACAAGCUUAACUGGACACAUUUUAGCCAGAGAGAGUACAACAAGCCAGCAUAUCAGUUACAGUUAUUAGAGUUAAGAGAAGCAGUUGGCUGAAAAUGCUUGCCAAACUAGUCCGUCUUCUGUGUCUUCCAGCUCAAACCUAAAUUUACAGAUAACUUGUUGGAACAAGACUUUGGGUGGCUAUUGAGUAUCAUAGCCUUUCCACUCCCUAAACUUUUCCAUAUAACAGCAACAAAAUGUGGAAGCUAACUCUAGCUGCAGGUCUCUGUUUGAUCCUUGCAAGCUUGGCUUCUACCUCCAGGCUGAUGUGCUACUAUAACAGCAAGGCAGCAGACAGACCAGCUAUCGGGAAGUUCAGUGUUUCAGAUAUUGAUCCGGACAAGUGCACCCAUCUGAUUUUUGCCUUUUCUGACAUAAUUAAAAAUGAGCUGGUUCCCACAACUGUAAAUGAUGUUCAGCAGUACUUCGUCUUUAACGCACUCAAACAAAGAAAUCCACUUCUGAGAACCCUGUUGGCUGUUGGUGGAGAGAAGUUUACAACAGAAAAGUAA